AUGCAGAGCUCUUUUAAACAGAAGGAAACUCUAGCUGACAUCUUUGCUAAAGUCAAAAUUGUAGAUGAGCAAAUGUUUGGUGUCAUAUUAGAAAUAUUAAAAAAGGAAAAAGUGCAAGACUGCAUUGGAUUUCUAUCAGACAUUGGGAAUCAAAGGCAAUUAGAAUCAUAAAUUUUACUACAAGGAGAGAUUUUAAAACAACGUGAUAAAUAAAAAUUGUCUGCUAUUGGAAAUGACAUUAACUAAAUUGCAGAUAUCUUAAAAAAAUUAAAAGAUCAUGACUUUAAUUAGAAAGACUUUUCCUCUGAAGAAAAUGAAGAAUCCAAAUUAAGUCUUAUAAACAGCAUCAAGGAUAAUAGAAGAAUAAUUUAAUUUCUGUAAUUUUUAGUUCAUCUCACAUCUGUUGAUGAAACUUUAAUAUAGGGUGGGUCUAAUUCAUUACAUUUAUUAGUUUAGAUGUAGGUAGAUCUUAGAAUCAAAAAUUUUGAAAACAUAAAAAUCUAAAAUUGUUCUUUAAUGGGAGCUAAUUUUGUUAAGUGCAAUUUAAGUGGAUCAUAAUUUAAUAAUAUCAACAUAAGUGGAAUAAACUUAAAUGGAGCAUUAUUAUUUAAUUGUAAAUGGAAAGACUUAAGAAUCCAUGAAUUGAAUAAAUUAAAUGGCCAUACUAAUGGUGUUGUAUCAGUUUGUUUCUCUCCUAAUGGAAAAACAUUAGUUUCUGGAAGUCUAGAUAAGUCGAUCCGUGUUUGGGAUGUCAAAACAGGAUAAUAAACAGCAAAAUUAGACGGUCAUAGUGAUUAUGUUAGAUCAGUAUGUUUCUCUCCUGAUGGAAACACUUUAGCAUCUGGUGGUGAUGACAAGACUGUCUAUUUAUGGGAUUCUAAAGCAAGAAAGAAAAAAGUUAAAAUAUUUGGUCGUAAUUAAAUAAUCAACUAAGUCUGUUUCACUUCUGAUGGAACUACAUUUGCAUUUUGUAGUAUUGAUAACUCUAUCCGUCUUUGGGAUGUCAAAACCGGAUAAUAAAAAGCCAAAUUAGAUGGUAAUAGUGGAUCUGUCUACUCAGUCUGUUUCUCUCCUGAUGGAAAUACAUUAGCUUCUGGUAGUGGUUAUUACUCUAUCGAUCUAUGGGAUAUCAUAACAGGAUAAUAAAAAGCCAAAUUAGAUGGUCAUAGUGGAUUUGUCUACUCAGUCUGUUUCUCUCCUGAUGGAAAUUCUUUAGCCUCUGGUAGUUGUGAUAAGUCUAUCCAUCUUUGGGAUGUCAAAACAGGAUAAUAAAAAGCAAAAUUAAACGGUCAUUGUGAUACUGUUAGAUCAGUCUGUUUCUCUCCUGAUGGAAAUACAUUAGCUUCUGGUAGUGUAGAUUAGUCUAUCCGUCUCUGGGAUGUCAAAACCGGAUAAUAAAAAGCCAAGUUAGAUGGUCAUACUCAUUAUGUCUGGUCAGUAUGUUUCUCCCCUGAUGGAAACAUAUUAGCAUCUGGAAGUUAUGAUAACUCUAUACGUCUUUGGAUUGUCAAAACAGGAUAAUAUAAAGCCUAAUCGGAUGGUCAUAGUGGACCUGCAAACUCAGUCUGCUUCUCUCCUGAUGGAAAUACAUUAGCCUCUGGUAGUAGUGAUAAGUCUAUCCGUCUUUGGGAUGUCAAAACAGGAUAAGAAAUUAAAUCCUAUGAUAAAAGUUACAAAGAUCUUUUAAUAUAAUUUAUAAUUCCACUACAAUAAAAUAGUCCUAUAUCAGAAGCUAAUAUUAAUAAUUUUAUAUUGUUAGUCUCCAAUUACAUUACUAUACUCUUUAUAUCCUAAUCCACAAUAUUUUAAGCAUAAGGAGCUCUUAUUCUAAAAGGAGAAUUCAUCAAUCAUCAAGGCAUUGAUUUAAGAAACUUUUUUAAAUCCAAAGGAAGUUGCAUUUUAGAAGACUUUUAGUGA
Messenger RNA from Paramecium pentaurelia, 1917 nucleotides. NCBI's taxonomy places the organism in Eukaryota, Ciliophora, Oligohymenophorea, Peniculida, Parameciidae. The record is from the annotation of a GenBank genome assembly.